Salarias fasciatus (jewelled blenny) is the source of this 767-nucleotide messenger RNA. It is a transcript of the gene pgrmc1, whose product is annotated as progesterone receptor membrane component 1. The transcript is spliced from 3 exons. The coding region runs from base 47 to 592 and encodes 181 amino acids. Lineage: Eukaryota; Metazoa; Chordata; Actinopteri; Blenniiformes; Blenniidae. Gene Ontology annotation, cellular component: membrane; endomembrane system; endoplasmic reticulum. The record is from RefSeq and is a predicted model, not a curated record.
CGUCGCGCGCCGCCUCCAGAGCAGGGUCAGGGAGAGAGACGCCAACAUGGCCGAUGCAGAGGCGAGCGAGGUAACUUCUGGGGGCAUUUUUCAGGAGAUUUUCACAUCUCCGCUGAACAUGACCCUGCUCAGCCUCUGCCUCUUCCUCCUCUACAAAAUUUUCCGCGGGGACAAACCGGCGGAGCUCGGCGAGGUGGAGAAGCCGCUGCCCAAGCUGAAGCAGCGGGACUUCACCCUGGCCGACCUCAAGCCGUACGACGGACUGCAGAACCCGCGGAUCCUCAUGGCCGUUAACGGGAAAGUGUUCGACGUGACCCGGGGGAAGAAGUUCUACGGACCAGAGGGGCCGUACGGAGUGUUUGCAGGCCGAGAUGCGUCCCGAGGUCUGGCCACCUUCUGCCUGGAGAAGGAGGCCCUGAAAGACGAACACGACGACCUGUCGGACCUGAACGCGGCGCAGCGGGAGAGCCUGUCCGAGUGGGAGAGUCAGUUUACCUUCAAAUACGACUAUGUGGGAAAGCUGCUGAAGCCCGGAGAGGAGCCCACAGAGUACACCGACGAUGAAGAAGCAAAAGACAAGAAGGCAGACUAGAGAGCGCCGAGUGACCAAAAGGGAAACAGCGGAUGCCUUAAUGUUUUUAAUGUGUUGCCUUCUCUUAGAGCCACUGAGGAAAGAAACAAAACAAAAAAAAAAAAAACAAACAAUCUCCUUCAAUCUCUCUACACAUUCUCUCACUGUUGGACCAAUUCUGGAUGUUAAGUGUUGA